AUGCGACCCUCUCGGAAUCAUCCAGCACCUAACCACCUUAAACCACCCUUCAUCCCUAUCAAUCUUCAACCACCAGUCACCCCUACCAAUCUUCACCUCAAUGAUACUAAGGCAUCAUCCUCUCACUUGCUUUCAACCAAAAAGAGUUACAAGAAAAUUUACAAGCCAAAGCCCACUGCCAAGAUCAAUGCUAUUCCAACGGUCACUCCAUGUUCUAUACCCCUGCAGAUUGAAGUCUAUGAACCCCCAUUUCCACCUUCACAUAAGAGCCAACAUUCAGAUCAUUAUCCUCCACCAUCUUCCAAACCUAUCAGGCCAAAUCCCCCCCUGCAUAAUAAACAAACCAUGUCAUCUUCUUCCAAGCAAGCAACCCUAUAUAGGCACUCUCAUGCACAGCACACUAAGCCCCCCUUAUCACACCCAGCUACAUUUCCAAACUCCAUACAGUUACAUCACAAUAAUCAACAAACCAAUCUACCCUCCAACCCACAAACUAGCUUUAUCCCAAAAAACACCGGCAUCAUCCCAAGGUCAUCAAAACCAUCAUUACAUAACACUGAACCCACUAAACCUCCAACACAUACUUUCCCCCCUAAAAAUUUCAACCCAUUGCUCUACGACUCACCUGGUCACCAGAUUGAAAGGCUCCAAGAGCAACUUCAAUGGUCUGAAGAAAAUUUGGGUAAAUCAAUGGACAUGCAUUAUGAGUAA
Cornus florida is the source of this 711-nucleotide messenger RNA. RefSeq lists its product as uncharacterized. NCBI's taxonomy places the organism in Eukaryota, Viridiplantae, Streptophyta, Magnoliopsida, Cornales, Cornaceae. Bases 1 to 711 code for a protein of 236 amino acids. The transcript has a single exon. The record is from RefSeq and is a predicted model, not a curated record.